UGUGAAUUGUAUGUACCAGAUCGACCUACUUUAGCUACAACAAUAACAAAAACUGCAACGGACUGCAACAACAGCAACAAUAACAACAGUACCGUCGACAGCGUUCGUAGCAAUUGCAGUAGUAUGGCGCGAGGAAAGAAAAAGGGCGGACGUCGGGGAGACUCGAGCGACGAAGAUCACGACACGAGUAAUCCAGCGCCUCCGGCUUCCACGGCUCCUCCCGCCGGUCCUUCCAAAAAGUCGCGCAAGGAAAAACGGCAACAAAAGAAGUCACAGCAUGUGGAAGACGAAGAUAAUGGAUCGGUGGACGGUGCGGAUCAAUUGGCGGCACUCAUCGCCGGUACCCAGUAUGGGAGCGACAGUGAUGACGAUGAUGACGCCCACGAUCCCUACGUCGCCCCACCUGCCUCACAAAACAACAAAGGUAAACAUCAGAAAAAAAUCAAUGCCAAGCCUAAAGUACAUUUUCAACCCUCGAGCGACGAGGACGAUGAUCAAGAUGUGGACGAAAACGAAGAAGCGGACAACGCUAGCGUCGCGGAUCAGGACCAGGACGAGGACGAGAGUGUCCCACAGGUUGCAUUCCAAAUGGCGGAUGACGACUGGGGUACUGGCAGUAGCACCAAAAAGAAGAAAAAGGAAAAGAAAGAAAAGAAGGAGAAAAAACACAAAAAGGAAAAGAAGAAGAAAAAGAAAAAGUCUUCCAGUGACGAGGACGAAGAUUCGCCAGUCGAAGACCUUACCGAAGCCGUAAACGACCUAAACAUUACGCACGAUGAGCCCAAGAAAAAGACAAAGUUCGAACUACAAAUGGAAGCCGCAAUGAAGAAGAAAGAGCAGGAAAAGGUACACGAAACCCCUCCCACGAUCGAAAAGACGAAAAA
Messenger RNA from Phaeodactylum tricornutum CCAP 1055/1, 884 nucleotides. RefSeq lists its product with no specific name. Lineage: Eukaryota; Bacillariophyta; Bacillariophyceae; Surirellales; Neidiaceae. The transcript has a single exon. The record is from RefSeq and is a predicted model, not a curated record. The annotation marks the transcript as partial.